AUGAAAACCCUUAAAUGCUAUUUAUCAAAAUUAACUGAUCCUUGGAUAAACCUUGCAUUCGAAGAGUGGUUAUUCCGAGAUACUGAUCCAAACAAAACAAUAUUAUACUUGUGGAGAAAUGAUCCUUGUGUAGUUAUUGGUAGAAAUCAGAAUCCAUGGAAAGAAUGCAAUGUUCAACUAUUAAAUAAUCAUAAAGUUCCACUUAUACGUCGAAAAAGUGGAGGAGGAACUGUUUUUCAUGAUCUCGGAAACACAAAUUACUCUUUAAUCACUCCAAGACAAGAUUUUUCAAGAAAAAAUGCUGCUGAAUUGGUAACGUUAGUUUUACAAUCAUCAUUUAAUGUGCCAGCUUAUGUUAGAUCUGCAUUCAAAUUGAUUACUGGUAGAUCAUAUCAUCAUGGAACUAUGCUAAUCAAUGCCGACAUUAACAAAAUAAGACGCUAUUUAAAAGUUGAAAAAGAAAAAUUAAUAACUAAAGGCGUUGAAUCUAUUCCAUCACCUGUCACAAAUCUUAUCAACUACUCUUCAUCGAUAAAUCAUCAAUUAUUUUGCGAUUCAAUGAUAAAAGUUUUCAUGAAUCAUUAUCAUAAUAAUUGUGAUAAAAAUUUUGAUUAUAAUAAUGUCGAUUUUCUUCAGCAUAUUGAUGAUAGAAUUAUUACUGAAAUUCCAAAGAUUAAUCAAUAUGUUGAUGAACUUAAGUCAUGGGAAUGGACUUUUGGUCAAACACCAGAAUUUACUCAUGAAUUCGAAACAGAAUUUAAAUGGGGCCAUGUGAAAGUAUUCAUUAAAUCUAAAAAUGGAUUAAUAAAAGAUGUUAUCUUCACAUCCACUAUGGAAAAAUAUUAUUAUUUGCUUGAUAUUUUCAAAGAGUCAUUAGAAGGAUGUAAAUAUGACGAGGAAGUAAUAGAUCAAGCUGUUGAUAAAAUUUUUAUGAACGUAGAAUUAUUUCUUGAUAUGGGAAUUUAUGAACCAUUGGAUGAAAUAAAUGAAUUGAUUACUAAUCUAAGCAUUUGGAUAAAAAAAUCUUUGUGA
This is a messenger RNA of Entrophospora sp. SA101, 1032 nucleotides long. The record is from the annotation of a GenBank genome assembly. Lineage: Eukaryota; Fungi; Glomeromycota; Glomeromycetes; Entrophosporales; Entrophosporaceae.